This is a messenger RNA of Populus trichocarpa (black cottonwood), 3093 nucleotides long. RefSeq names its product linoleate 13S-lipoxygenase 3-1, chloroplastic. Lineage: Eukaryota; Viridiplantae; Streptophyta; Magnoliopsida; Malpighiales; Salicaceae. Gene Ontology annotation, biological process: lipid oxidation. The record is from RefSeq and is a predicted model, not a curated record. Gene Ontology annotation, molecular function: oxidoreductase activity, acting on single donors with incorporation of molecular oxygen, incorporation of two atoms of oxygen; metal ion binding; protein binding.
GUUUCAUACAAGAGUAAAAGAAAACAGAGUGCCAUAGCUAUCCAACUCAUCUCUUGCUCUCAUCAUCAUAACGCCUCUUUCUUGGUCCUGAACACCCAUUUCGCUCAUCUCUGCAAAAGCACACAGUCUCUGAAAAGAAACAGAGAGAUAUACACAAGAUGGCACUAACUAAAGAAAUCAUGGGUGGUCGUUUAAUUGAUGGACCAUCAUUUGUAACAACAUCAAGAAUGUUCAUGAACCAAAGGCUAGGAAUGGUUAAAAAGAACCAGUUCUUGGUGCGUCCGGUUCUGGUGCCUCUGCAACAGAUUAGAAGACAGGAGCAAGUAAGGAGAGUUGUGAAGGGUCCUCCUGUGGCAGUCAUCAGUGAAGAUAUAAUCAAGGCUAAUAACAACACCAGUUUGCCUGUAAAGGCAGUGAAAUUCAAGGUGAGAGCUUUGGUGACUGUGAGAAACAAACACAAGGAGGACUUGAAGGAGACUAUCGUGAAGCAGUUGGAUGCUUUAACUGACAAUAUAAUUGGGAGAAAUGUAGUUUUGGAGCUUAUUAGCACUGAAGUUGAUCCAAAAAGCAAGGAACCAAAGAGAAGCAAGAAAGCUGCGUUAAGAGACUGGUCGAAGAAAUCAAAUAUUAAAGCUGAGAGGGUCCAUUACACUGCUGAACUUACAGUAGACUCGGAUUUUGGUGUGCCUGGGGCAAUCACAGUGAGCAACAAGCAUCAACAGGAGUUUUUCUUGGAGACUAUCACCAUUGACGGUUUUGCUUGUGGUCCAGUUCAUUUCCCUUGCAACUCAUGGGUACAAUCCAAAAAAGAUCAUCCUGCGGAGAGAAUAUUUUUCUCUAAUAAGCCAUAUUUACCAAGCGAGACACCAGCUGGGCUUAAAGCAUUGAGAGAUAAGGAGCUAAGCAAUCUUAGGGGCGAUGGCAAAGGAGUUAGAAAAAUGUCAGACAGGAUUUACGACUUCGAUGUGUACAAUGAUUUGGGAAAUCCAGACAAGGGACUUAACUUACCAUGGAUGCUUCCUUUUUACAUUCGCAACACAUACUCACAAGAAUCCUGCUUGAUUCCUCGCGUACGUACAGAUAUUAACGCGGAGAGCCGAGUGGAGAAGCCAACGCCACUGUACGUGCCUAGAGAUGAACAAUUUGAGGAGUCUAAGCAAAUUACAUUCUCAAAUGGGAGGCUUAGAGCCGUGCUUCAUACUCUAAUACCAGCGAUUAAGGCCAGCAUUUCUGCAGAUAAUCAAGACUUUAGUAGCUUCUCAGACAUUGGUGUUCUGUACAAAGAAGGGCUUCUUCUUAAAGUUGGAUUGCAAGAUGAAAUCUGGAAGAAUCUACCAUUGCUCAAAGCGGUCAACAAGAUACAAGAGUCUGGUGAGGGACAGCUCAAAUAUGACACGCCAAAGAUUCUUUCCAGGGACAAGUUAGCCUGGUUGAGAGACGACGAAUUUGCCCGUGAAACUGUGUCAGGAAUAAACCCAGUCAGCAUUGAGAGACUUAGGGUUUUUCCACCAAGAAGCAGUCUUGAUCCUGAAAUUUACGGUCCACUAGAAUCUGCUCUCAAAGAAGAACACAUUCUGGGCCAUCUUAAUGGCUUGUCCGUUUCACAGGCCCUGGAGGAAAAUAAAUUGUUUAUGAUUGAUUACCAUGAUAUUUAUCUUCCAUUUUUGGACCGGAUUAAUGCGCUUGAUGGUAGAAAAGCAUAUGCAACUCGUACCAUAUUUUUCUUGACGCCUCUUGGGACACUCAAGCCCGUUGCUAUAGAGCUUAGCCUCCCACCAGCAGGGCCGAAUUCCCGAUCAAAGCGAGUGGUUACACCUCCAGUGGAUGCAACUGGCAGUUGGAUUUGGCAACUGGCCAAGGCUCAUGUUUGCUCCAACGAUGCCAGUGUUCACCAGCUUGUCCAUCACUGGUUACGCACACAUGCUUCGCUGGAGCCAUUUAUACUGGCAGCACACAGGCAAUUGAGUGCAAUGCACCCUAUAUUCAAACUCUUGGAUCCACACAUGAGAUAUACACUAGAGAUCAAUGCCUUAGCCCGCCAAAACUUAAUCAACGGUGAUGGUGUUAUAGAGUCUUGCUUCACUCCUGGCCAAUAUUCUAUGGAGAUUAGUGCUGCUGCCUACAAAAACUUUUGGCGUUUUGACAAGGAAAGCCUCCAUGCCGAUCUCAUUCGAAGGGGAAUGGCAGUGCCUGAUCCGACACAACCACAUGGUCUAAAGCUUCUACUUGAGGACUACCCAUAUGCCCAAGAUGGACUACUGAUCUGGUCUGCCAUAGAGAACUGGGUCCGCACCUAUGUCGAGCAUUACUACCCAGAUUCAAGCAUAGUCUGUAAUGACAAAGAGCUCCAAGCGUGGUACUCUGAGUCCGUCAAUGUUGGCCAUUUCGAUCUUCGUGACGCUGAUUGGUGGCCCAAGCUGGCCACGAGUGAUGAUCUUAUCUGGAUCCUCACCGUCCUCAUUUGGCUCGCAUCCGCACAACAUGCCGCACUGAAUUUUGGGCAGUAUCCCUAUGGUGGUUAUGUGCCUAAUAGACCAACCCUUAUGAGAAGAUUAAUCCCGGAAGAAAAUGACCCUGAGUACGCAAAUUUCCUAGCUGAUCCACAAAAAUACUUCCUAUUAGCAUUGCCAAAUGUGCUGCAAGGCACAAAAUUAAUGGCUGUGAUAGACACAUUAUCAACGCAUUCACCAGACGAGGAGUACAUAGGGGAACGGCAGCAGCCAUCAAUAUGGACAGGCGACGCUGAAAUGAUUGAAGCGUUUUAUGAUUUUUCGGCGGAGAUUCAGCAGAUAGAGCAGGAGAUCAACAGAAGGAAUGCUGAUCCUAGCCUUAAGCAUCGGUGUGGCGCAGGGGUGCUCCCAUAUGAAUUGCUAGCCCCUAGUUCAGGACCUGGGGUAACAUGUAGAGGUGUCCCAAAUAGUGUUACAAUAUAAGCUAAAUCAAAACUUGGACUCAAGUGGUGGCAAGUAAUUAAUGGCCCCAGCAGACUAUUAAUUAGGUAUUUGGGGGCCACUUGCAUUUGGAAAUCAUUGUUUGAGUUAGGUUGCACCUACCAUUUUUAUAUUUUUAUUAUAUGGGUGAAUGAUUUUUAUA